AGUAUAAUAUCAAAUGACAACCAAGCGCAAGCCCUGGCGUAAGAAUCUAUACGAAAAUUCUGACUAUGAAGAUAAUUAUACAGAUCCCAGCUUCCUGAAGGACUUGAAGACUAAUUUACAUGUGCGUUUCUUCACAUUAGGCGAAGCCAUACAAGGUGUAACCAUAUUAAAUAACCAAAUAUCCUGCAUAACGGGCUUUCUAAUUAUUUUUUAUAUGCUGUACAGUGAACGAGUCGGACCCACCACAGUCUUAUGGCCAAGCUUUAUAAUAACCAUAAUUGGUUAUUUAUGCUGUCACGGUAGAAACUUGAAUUUGCAUUGCAUAUUGGAAGAUUCUAAAACGUUAUUGGCUGUGUUCUUAUUUGGUUAUUUAUUUGCUCCAGUUUUGCACACGCUAACGUAUGCCAUUUCCACCGAUACCAUAUUUUCGAUGACGUUCUUUGUUAUGGUUUUGAAUUUAAUAUUCUGCGACUAUGGUCUGUCGGUGGCUAUGGUAUCAAAAGCCAUUUCAUUAAAUGCUGCUAUAUUCGGUUCUAUAUGUUUGGCCUCACGUCUUCCUACCUCAUACCAUGCUUUUGUUUUGCUCGUUGAAUCGGCGGUAUUUUUUGUCCUCUACCCUAUCGUUAUAAGAGAAUAUUGGCGGCCAUACUUUUUAAUACCUAUUUUUGUUGCAUGCUGUAUUGCAUUAUCAUUUGUUUCUUUAAAUGUUUUAUGUGUUUAUGCAGCGUUAAUUGUAUUCAUAAAUUUCAUCUGCCCAUAUUUGUUUGUUAGGCAACAACGUCACAAAUACAACAUACAUGGGCCCUGGGAUGAGGCCAUAGUCGAGGAAACUAAUGAUGAUAACAUUGAUGGAAAUUUAUAGCAUCAACUUUAUGUAAGCAUUAAGCAGCAAA
Molecule: messenger RNA, 893 nt
Organism: Glossina fuscipes
Lineage: Eukaryota; Metazoa; Arthropoda; Insecta; Diptera; Glossinidae
Product: phosphatidylinositol N-acetylglucosaminyltransferase subunit C-like
Exons: 1
Coding region: 14-862 (282 amino acids)
Biological process (GO): GPI anchor biosynthetic process
Cellular component (GO): membrane; glycosylphosphatidylinositol-N-acetylglucosaminyltransferase (GPI-GnT) complex
Source: RefSeq, a predicted model, not a curated record